Molecule: messenger RNA, 204 nt
Organism: Geosmithia morbida
Lineage: Eukaryota; Fungi; Ascomycota; Sordariomycetes; Hypocreales; Bionectriaceae
Exons: 3
Coding region: 1-204 (67 amino acids)
Source: RefSeq, a predicted model, not a curated record
AUGGGCUCCGUCCAGCUGCGGCCUCGACUGCUCACCCCCAACCGCCAGUGCACUAUACUUGGAGGAUACACGGCUGGAGGAGGGGGAAGUGGAGGAGAUAGUGGUGGCGGUGGCGGCGGCGGCGGCAGCGGCAGCGGCUGUGGCGGCGAUGGAGGAGGCGGAGGCGGAGGCGGAGGCGGAGGCGGAGGCGAUGGCGGUGCCUGA